This is a messenger RNA of Dimorphilus gyrociliatus, 553 nucleotides long. The record is from the annotation of a GenBank genome assembly. NCBI's taxonomy places the organism in Eukaryota, Metazoa, Annelida, Polychaeta, Dinophilidae.
AAGACGUAAAAAACCGGUAAGACCGAAAAUGGCGGAUAGUGGUGAAAGCUCCAAGCAGACAUACUCGAUAAUUCGAGAAAUAUACGAAAAUGGUGCAGCUAGUGAACAUUUUGAAGUAAAACUGGAGGAAGCGUUAGAAAAGGCUGUAUCUGUUAUUAUUAUUGAACCCAGCGUGUUGGGUGCCGAAACUGCAAAAUGGAUAAUGAUAGGAAAUUUUCUUCAUAAAACGUCCGUACUAACUGGUGUAUUCUCUUUAUCACUUGCAAUACCAAAUUAUGUUCCAAAAGCCUAUGUUCCUCUCGGUUUUGUGAGUUUCGUUUGUGCUGGAUUGUAUAUGGCAUCUUGGCAGUAUGAUCCUUGUUGUAAAUAUCAAGUGGAAAAGGACUCUAGAAAACUACAAAAAUUACCCUUGCAUCAUUUAACAAGUAAUGCCCCAGUCGUUUUAGUACGUAAGGAUGAUUCAAGGAGGAAAAUACUGCAUACAACCAUUGCCAUUGCUGCUGUGUCAUUUUCUGCGUAUUAUUUAUACAACAUCUAUAUCGAUGGCCAGUGA